ACCCUACUAUUCUUGACAUGACGUCUUUGAUUUGAAGUCUCUGUCGUCAGUUGUUACUAAUAUGUCUAAUAUGUGUCACUUCUGCUAGUUGGCUUCUGUCACUUCUGCUAAACAGUCAACAGAGCAGACAGAACUGAUGAAAAUUAUCAUAUUUACAGCAAAUUAAAAUUAUUUGAAUAAUAUGUCUCUGAUAUUCAGGUUAGCUGCUAAUAGAUGCUGUGUGAAUCAAAUUCUGGGUGACAGUAAAAAUGGACUCUCAUUUAUACGACCAGUUACUCUGAAGGCAAGAUCAGCUGAUGUUCCAAGAGAAGAAGGUCAUGAUGAAAGGAAUAUGAAAUUAGGAAGGCCACAGUCACCACAUUUAACAAUAUAUGCUCCACAAUUGACUAGCAUGUUGUCCAUAACACAUAGAUUUACAGGCAUGACUUUGUCAGCAUACACAAUUGCUCUUGGACUCACUGCUGCUGCUUCACCAGAGUUGAUUCCCAAUGCUAUAGAAAAUCUGGAAUGCUUACAACUUGGAGAACUGGCCAUCAGUGCACUGAAAUUCACAUUGGCUUUCCCUCUGACAUACCACUUCUGGAAUGGUAUUCGUCAUCUCAUUUGGGAUACUGGGAAAUUCCUUACAAUUAGAGAGGUGUAUGCUACAGGAUAUUUAAUGUUAUCACUGGCUGUGGCAUCUGCUAUAGUACUCUCAGUAUUGUGAAAUCAUCAAAAUUAUGCCAAGGAUAAUACUUGUAUGAUUUUAUUUGUUAAAUUGAAGUUGGAAUAAUCAUUAAAAAUGCUAUUUUAUAUCCAAAAUAUGUGCUUUUUUGGAUAUGUAUCAUCUGCUUAUAUUAUUUUAUUAAAUUAAUUGGAGUUGGA
Phaedon cochleariae (mustard beetle) is the source of this 864-nucleotide messenger RNA. The record is from the annotation of a GenBank genome assembly. Lineage: Eukaryota; Metazoa; Arthropoda; Insecta; Coleoptera; Chrysomelidae.